AUGUCGUCAGACCUCUACCAAGCCUUGAAGGAAGAUGAUAGCAUAAGGCUCCUCACUCUAUUGCCGGGAAGCCGUGGCAGUCCAAUAUCUUGCCGCCUGGAGGAAGUGCGCCUUUCAUCGAAACCAGAAUACAUGGCACUUUCUUACACCUGGGGCGAGCCAGUAUUGACCAACACCAUAAGCAUAAAUGGGGUGUCCAAAGGUGUUCGACAUAACUUGUACACAGCGCUACAGUAUCUGCGCGACACAGCCCAAGCUCAAAUGCUUUGGAUCGAUGCUUUGACAAUCAACCAAGACAACAUACCAGAACGGAAUCAGCAGGUGAAGCUCAUGAAUCAGAUCUACGAGAAGUCAAGCAGAACAGUGGUCUGGUUGCGGGAAGAGAAGGACAGCGAUCGACCUGCACUGGACUUGCUACACCUGUGUGACUUACUCGAAAAUGACGACGCAAUCAGCAUUAACGAAAAGUACCGCUGCGUCGCUGAUGCGAUAUUCUGGCCCGAAACGUCGACAAGUGACGUGAUCAUCGACUCUCUGGCUGGUAUCUUUGCGUCGGACUGGUUCUCGCGGACGUGGAUCAUUCAGGAGUUCACGCUGCCUUCACAGGUUAUUCUACGCUGCGGAGAUUCAACAUUCCGCAAGGAGGGACUGUCUCUGCUGUGUGAAGCCCAGAACAGCCCGCCCGCAGACUGGGCUGGGCUUAUGCAGCCGUUAAAGCAGGUUAUCCCGCUCAACACUUUGAGGAGGAUGUUUUGGCAGGAGAGGAAGCUGUUAUCGGAGAGACAGAAAUUGGGGGGCUUGGGAUUCCUGCUCCACACCACGUGCCGCCGAUUCGACACCUCGGAGCCUCGCGACUGUGUAUAUGCAUUGUUGUCUUUGGUCAAUACCCCGGGCUCCGUGCUGACUCCCGACUAUCACCUGACAACAGCGCAGGUCUUCUCCGCGGCGACUCGAGUCAGCUCAGAGCCUAGCAAGCUGGAAGUAUUCUAUCUGCUUGCUCUGAGCUGUCGCCGCCCAUUCUCGACUUUGAAACAGUCCCUUCCAUCCUGGGUACCGGACUUUUCACACAGAGGACCUACCCACGGCAGAUCCUUGCAGAAGUUCAACGACAUAUAUUGCGCCGGAGGAAAGACGAGCCCGGCAUUCUCGUUCAGCGACGACGAGCUGACGUUGACUCUCAAAGGAAAGAUACUGGACUCUGUCAGCACAGUCCUGAUAGGCGAGUCGCCGGAUAAAUUUGAGUCAGGCUUUAUCAAGCAGUGGUAUGGCAUAUGCAGUGAUUUUGUCAAUCAGAGCGUCAAUGAGAGCGGAUGCUACCCCUCUGGUGAGUCUGCCCAGGAAUGCUGGUGGCGACUAGCAAUCUGUGAUGUACACAUUUCGCUUCAUAAGAAAUAUAGCCGUGCAUCAUCUGGAUUCGGCAGCUCUUACUUGGACGAGGCCAUAAGCGACGGGGCCAUAAUGGACGAGUCGCACCUAGCAGAAGAACCCCUCCGAACCAGGCAGGUCGAAUACGGACUUGCUCUGGACGUACUGUUCUCGACCGCGGCCUUGUGUCGAACUCGGAAGGGCUACCUGGGAUGGGUGUCCCCUUCUGCUCGGGAGGAUGACAUUGUUUGCCUGUUCCAGGGUGCUGCGGCACCGUGGUUGAUCAGACCACGGCCUGACGGGACUUUUCUGCUGAUCAGUGAAGCCUACAUACACGGCAUCAUGUAUGGCGAGGCUCUCGACUGGGAUGACGCUGAUUGGGAAGACAUCCGCUUGUCUUGA
Cyphellophora attinorum is the source of this 1767-nucleotide messenger RNA. RefSeq lists its product as uncharacterized. Bases 1 to 1767 code for a protein of 588 amino acids. The transcript has a single exon. Lineage: Eukaryota; Fungi; Ascomycota; Eurotiomycetes; Chaetothyriales; Cyphellophoraceae. The record is from RefSeq and is a predicted model, not a curated record.